This is a messenger RNA of Phymastichus coffea, 1296 nucleotides long. Its product is annotated as yemanuclein-like. Bases 295 to 993 code for a protein of 232 amino acids. The record is from RefSeq and is a predicted model, not a curated record. The transcript is spliced from 2 exons. Gene Ontology annotation, cellular component: nucleus. NCBI's taxonomy places the organism in Eukaryota, Metazoa, Arthropoda, Insecta, Hymenoptera, Eulophidae.
ACUGUAUAAGGUGGAAAAUAUCAAAUAAAUUACAAUUACCGCCAAAUAAUGAUGGCGAGCAAGAUUAAACAUGGCGCUUCGCUUAGUUUGAACUUCAGCCAUUUUUCUUCAAACAUGGUAAAUAAACAAAGUGUUCACGACCGGCUUUGGAAAAGUUUAGAUCAACCGAUUGUUCAUAAUUACGAAUAUUUAAAUGCAACUUUAGAGUUCACGAUGUAUAUUUUUAUGAAAAGACGAGAAUAAAUGUUAAUUUUUAUGGAGUGUUCAUAACUGAUAAUUACGGAAUAACAAGCCAUGGCAGAAGUUAAGAGGAUGUCACUGCAAAGUGUUGAUGGGAGUCAAACCUCAAAAUCUGCCAAGGAUAAGAAACAAAUAGCACCAUCAGUGCGCUUUGAGAUAACUCUCCCAGACUCGAACAAUGAAAAUUAUCCAGAGGUAAACUAUGCUGAAUUACUAAAAAAUGCUGAGAAAAAACAGCGCAAGGAGAAAAAGAAAACUGAUAACGGGGCUACAAAUGGGACAAAUCCAUUUGGAGACAUGGACAGUAAUGACAAAGUAGAGCUAGACAUAGCUAGAUAUUUUGAGUCAAAAUAUGGCAAUCGAAAGAGAAAGAAUUAUGGUGACUUAGGAGCUGGUUAUGAUGAGAGUGAUCCAUUCAUAGACAAUACAGAUGCUUAUGACGAAGAGGUACCUGAAGAGGUAACCACAGUCCAUGGAGGGUUUUACAUAAACAGUGGUCUUCUUGAAUUUAAAGGCAAUGAUAAAGCUAAUGUAAAUUCUAAGAGUUUGAGAAAGGACAGUGGAAGUGAAAGUGAAGAAAAUUCUAAGGAUGAAAAUAAUAAAUUUGAGAGCUAUAAACAUGACCCGAAAGAGACUAAAAAACCAGAUAAAAAAAGAGUUUUGAGCUCUUCGGAUGAUGAGAAAAACGAGACUGUCAAACAAAAAUCUAAGUCGCAGAAGAUCGAGGCCGUGAACAACGUUGGCGACCGAUGAACAACGAUAAAUUAGCAGCCUAGUCUUACGACAGAAAAAAUAAUAUUAGUUGUAGCAUAUAUUCUUGUAUGCAUUUGUCAACUAGCUACAUACACACAGACACACACACACAUCGUGUAUUAUACCUAUGGAUUGAACUAUACAUACUAUAUUUACGAACCAUGCUUACGAUUAUUAGGUGUACAGAUGAUCGUUCUUAUACUCUGAAAUUAUGUGUGUGUGUAUGGGUGUGUAUGUAUACUAUAUACCAUAGAAUAAAUUUGUAUCUUUUUGCCGACAAUAAAGAGGCAAAAAUGUAGUAGA